GGUCGCCUAUCGUUAUCGCUUAAGAACAAACAAAAAACAAAAACAAAAACGACGCCGCCACAGUUUAAAAAGUAAACAAUUAAAAGAAAAGCUAAUCUGUAGGAAAUGCUGGUGUCCGGGGGCAAGGUGCAGAAGCAGGUCACCUAUCCCAGCAAAGAUGUGGGCCCCGUGGCCAAGGAAUAUAAUUUACUAUGCGCUGAAGAAGAGUACCGCAAUGGCAAUGUGGAGCACUCAAUUUACUACCAGGUCAGAGCCCAGUUCCAGUCCACGGAUCUGCGAUACAUCACCGAGGCGGAGGAUCUGGAGAAGCAGCGUCCUACAACGGCGCAACUGCUCAAAGUGGCCUCCCAACAGGAGAAGAAAGACUUUAAAAGCAACAAAUUCCUGCAAAACACCAUCAAGUACCUGCAGAAAAAGGAGCUUGAAAACCCACCACAAAAGUUGGCUAAAUAUAACCUCGAACAUCUGGACUUCCUAGAGGAUGUAGAACAACCCGCGGAAGGUCUCAGGCGCAUCAGAAACAUUUGCCAACGCCUGCCCGACGAGUGGUGUGUCCUGCAGCUCUGCAAGAGCUUCAAACCCGCCACCACCUACUCUGUUUUCAAUGAGAUUCAGCCCAGCGCUGGAGCUAUAUAUCUCUCGCUGCUCCGCCACUGUCGCAGCCCCCAGUUGGGACCCAUUUGUCUGCGUUUUGCGGGUGGCAAUUUGCCCAAACUCUUUCGGCAGUACAGCACGGUAGUGAACAGAUUCCGGCGAGUGGUCACUGUUGAUCCUCAGAAUAUGAAGGGCAAGGAGGCCAAGCAGAAGUACUGGGAGGAGCUCGAUGCCUUUUCUGUGUUUUUAACACAACUUGUUUCUGACCUAAGGGACACCUUCGCCCCCUAUAGGUUCAUGUUCUUUGGCAAACGCUACGACUGCAGUGCUGUGCACAGGCAAACCAAGAUCAUUAACCAUCUGGUGGAUGACUUUUGCCUGGCCAACAAAUGGACCAACCACCAGCGUGUUAUAUUAUCCCAGGCGGCUCUGCAUGCCAAUCGGCUGGAUGCCGCUGAACUCAAGCUCAUUUGCCAUGAGAUAUGCCCUCGCCACAAGAACACCCAGGCGGUGUAUGAUAUGCUCAAGGGUUUCGCCAACGACUGGAAGCAGCUGGAGGAGCGCCAGAAGCUGGUGGCCAAGAGAUAUCCCACGAUACUUGUGGUGGAUGAACGCCUGGACCAUUUUCAUUGGGAGCAACUGCUUACAGUCCAGGAGUUCAGCCGGGUCAAGUCGCUGCACUGCCUCUGGCGUUUGUUUCAGCAACACAAAGCCGAUAUCAAGCAUGGCUAUUAUACAACGACCAUACAGCAGGGCAUGUGCGUAAUUAAUCCAGAUGGAGAUCUGGCGAACUCUGGCCGCAGGCUGCGCAGUUUCUUCGAGUACUGGCUCUCGGAUUGGCAGCAUCUCUUCGAGACCGUGCCCACCGAGAAGGUGAUGGUGCAGCAGGCCUAUCAGACAGAUUGCUUUGUGUAUGCUGGCCAUGGCUCUGGCCUGCAGUAUGUGAAUGCCAGCCUGAUUUGCCGGGCUAGGGUACGCAGUGUGGUGUUCCUAUUUGGCUGUGACUCAACCCGAAUGCUGGGCACGGGACUAUAUAGUGCUUUGUAUGGAGCUCAUGACUAUUACCAUGGGGCUUUGAGCCCCUCGGUAGUGGGCACUCUGAUGCCUGCGUUGGACGGAAAUAUGGAUACUAUUUCGGUGACCAUGCUGAGCCUUUGGCUUGCUCCUGGCAAUAAGCAAGUGAUACCCUGGACCCACAUUGAUCGUGCCACCUGGCUUAAAAAGGGAGUUAUUAAAGGCAAAGACCAGGAGAACACGCCCUUGAUGAGCCAACAAAACAAAUACCAUCUGGGCAGCCUGUGCUCCAUUCUCUCGCUGGUGCAGCAGGGCAAGGUGGAGCCGAGCAUCUACAACUCUUGCAUUUAUGUGUGCCGAGGCCUGCCUGCCUGGAAUUUGGCCGUGGAAAAGAUGCCUUUCUAGUUCAAUUCGUGUUGUUUUUGUUAGCAAAAAAGGAAAGCCAUGUACAAAAGUCUGUUUUAAUUGAACUAAUUCAUUCAAGUGGAAAGUAAGGUGCAUGUAAAAGUAUUUAUAACACUCAGAAUCGUAGGAAUAAACCAAUACACUGAAAAAAUAUAUUAUAUGUUAAGAAAUAAUUA
This is a messenger RNA of Drosophila kikkawai, 2189 nucleotides long. RefSeq names its product extra spindle pole bodies like 1, separase (gene Sse). Gene Ontology annotation, biological process: proteolysis; meiotic chromosome separation. The record is from RefSeq and is a predicted model, not a curated record. Lineage: Eukaryota; Metazoa; Arthropoda; Insecta; Diptera; Drosophilidae. Gene Ontology annotation, molecular function: cysteine-type endopeptidase activity. Gene Ontology annotation, cellular component: cytoplasm; mitotic spindle; nucleus.